UAGUAGAUACUAUGUAAAUAUUAGCUAUUCUUCUUCUUAUUUUCAUGGAAACCCUGACUCCAUCCUUCCCUGGGGUGGUGCAGUGAGGUGCCCACCAAAUAUUCCUGAUGAGUCUUUUCAGUGCCGCCAAAAACAGGCUCCUCCACACCGGCUCUGAAAUGGAUUCCUCCUGUAAUUAACAUGUGGUCACCAUGGCGACCAGGUUCUUUUUUUUUUUUUUUUUUUAAUUUUUUUUUAAGCUCUUAAAGGAUUCUGUGCCAAGCAGGCAUUCGAGCGUCUUGUGCUCACUCUCAUUUCUCUACAGUCGGAAGGGAUGGAAUUUUCCAAAGACUUCCAGGAACUCUGGAGCAGAGGCUGCUCUGGGCUCUCGCUGCCCCGGGGUCCCGGAGCUUCGGUAAAAUCGAGGGCCCUCGUGACCGGCUUGGUGCCGUCUCCUGGAGCUGGCGCCCCGCGGCCUCUUCAGGCCCCGACACGCGAAGCCGGUCCUGCGGUCCACACCUGUUUCCUACCGUGCCUGCGGGUAGGCAUAGGUGGAGGCUGCCGUUCAGAGAUCCCAUCUCUCCCUCCGUGUGUGCCAAGCACGGCAGGAAAUAAUGCAGAUUUCCACCCACGCCUGCCCGCCUAUCCUGUGGGACUCUCUUCUAAGUCUUCUCAUGAAUACACUCCAAGGUUCCCUGCUACGUGCCACAAGCCUUCGCCUUGUUCCCUUCCUCCUGCACAGAUCUCAGCAGAGCACACGUUCUGUCCAUCCGCUCUCCCUGGCCCUUGCUCCACGGCGGACUCCUUUCUCCAAGGAAUUCCUCUGGAAUGGUUCUUGCAUCACAUGGGGUCGAUGGCUCCUGUCUGGUGGCACCUCUCCAUCGCCCUUUGUCCUUCGCACGAGGCCAUCAUCCCGAAGACUGCAGAGGCCAAGAGAAACCACCUGUGUCUUACCGCUGGUCAAGGCUGAUGUCAGUCCCGCUUCCUCACUAAGACCCAGAGAAAUGAAGGUAAGAAAGUGGCUCGCUAAGAUCCUUCAGCUGCCAGUUGGAGGGAAGACUGGAACCCGGAUCUGCGAGUAUCCACAGAAGAUAUACGAGAGGACCCAAGCGAAAUAGGGCUGCAUAGUGAGAAAGUCUGAAGAAGAGUCUGCACUCUUUAGACCAGGUGUCGGCAACGUAUGGCUCUCGAGCCAUAUCUGGCUCUUUUGAGGGCCAGAUAUGGCUCUUUCUGCAG
Messenger RNA from Gracilinanus agilis (Agile Gracile Mouse Opossum), 1215 nucleotides. RefSeq lists its product as uncharacterized. The transcript is spliced from 2 exons. Bases 314 to 949 code for a protein of 211 amino acids. NCBI's taxonomy places the organism in Eukaryota, Metazoa, Chordata, Mammalia, Didelphimorphia, Didelphidae. The record is from RefSeq and is a predicted model, not a curated record.